AUGUCUUCCAUAGUGACAAGCAUCUUGAGCUCAACCGUAGGCUUGCUGUGGAACAAGGCUCGUGAUUCGACUGCUGCUAUACUUCAAGGCGGCGAAGUUCCAGAUGAAAACAUUCGAGAGAUUGUCGUGAGCGAGUUAAACGACAUCAAGACGAACCUUCAUGGUCUCUUGCGCAACAAAGACCUGCUUAGCAGCUACAAGUUCCUACAAGAAGGAGUAGAUUUACUCAAUGUUUCGCUGAAUAAAUUGAAGCUCGGACAGUCUAGGAUCUUAAACGAAGCCUUAGAGCUUUCUCGCGCCAUGGGAAAGUUGAAAAUCAAUUCGAAUAAAGAGUUUGAAUCCACUAAAGAACGAUUCAAAGACGCCCAUAAGACAGCGACAGUAGAUAACCCCCCCCAUAUACUGUCGGAAGUAAUUAGUAUUCAAGCGAAUGUAUAUAUGACGUCAUCAGGAGAGUACGUCUAG
Molecule: messenger RNA, 465 nt
Organism: Paramuricea clavata
Lineage: Eukaryota; Metazoa; Cnidaria; Anthozoa; Malacalcyonacea; Plexauridae
Source: the annotation of a GenBank genome assembly